This is a messenger RNA of Gadus morhua (Atlantic cod), 1970 nucleotides long. Its product is annotated as apolipoprotein L2. Gene Ontology annotation, molecular function: lipid binding. The transcript has 4 exons. The record is from RefSeq and is a predicted model, not a curated record. Gene Ontology annotation, cellular component: membrane; extracellular region. The coding region runs from base 113 to 1555 and encodes 480 amino acids. NCBI's taxonomy places the organism in Eukaryota, Metazoa, Chordata, Actinopteri, Gadiformes, Gadidae. Gene Ontology annotation, biological process: lipid transport; lipoprotein metabolic process.
GCGUGCGUGCGUGCGUGUGACCCGCCCGUUCGAACAGUAUAAGAACCUGACGAAUUCCACAAUCUCUUUAUUGAACAAUACGCAGCAGAAACAUUUCUACUGGCUCUUUAAUAUGGCAACCCAGGGAAAAACCUCUCCCGCACUAAGGGAUGAAGCAGUAAGGUCUCUGCAGCAGUAUGUCUCGGAGACACUUAAAUACAUUGAUACAGUGCGGAACUUCAGCGGUGGGCAGGCGAGUGGCUGGAGGCUGGCGAGGAACGCAGAAUUAAAUAAACUGAAAACACUGAAAACAAUACCAGAGCUUAAAGAACAGCAGAAGACGCUGGCUACUGUGCUGAAGAACACUCUGGAAGGAGUGGAGAAGCUCACCUACUUCCUGGAUGCUCUGGAGAAACUCGCAGUAACUUCUCUGCAGGUGUUCACGGGCGGAGAAGAGGUGGUGAAGCUGUCUUUGGGGUUCAGCCUGGAGAGUGUGAAGGACAUCAUCUUAGCUGCCCGGCUGGUCUGUCCUCUCCUCCUGUGCUUUAAGAGAGAUGCUGAGGUCUUCUUCACGCCCAGCCUCCACAACGUGGCCGUCUUUGAGGCUGUGUUGGACAAAUACAUCCGCACCACUGAGAUUAUCUGUAAUGUGAUGUGCUCUGCGAUUGACUUUGAGGACGAACCACCACAGGUUCAGCUGGCUGAGGAUUUAACAUUGGAUGUCGUGCAAAAUAUCAGUUCUCACGUAGACCAGCUUUCUGAUAUCAGGGAGGACCAGGACUUCAGACUGCUGUUCCUAUUCCAGGGUGAGUCGGUGUCGGGCUUUGUCGACCAGUUCAGCGAGUGUCUUCCCAGAAUGCUCGAGUUCCUCGAUGAGAUGGAGGGCUGUGCCGUCCAGCUGGACCGGAUGAAGAAGGGCUCCAAGAUCUCCAGUGUGGCUGGGAGCUCGGUGGGGGCCGUGGGGGGGGUCAUGACCCUUGUAGGUCUGGCUCUAGCCCCGUGGACAGCUGGGGCGUCUCUGGGUCUGACCUACUGGGGGCUGGGAAUGGGGGUCACCAGUGGUGUAAACAGUAUAGUCACCGCAGUAACGGAGACAGCGGUCAACGGAGUACAGAACUCGAAGGCCAGCGGAGACCUCCAGAGCUUCAUGAAGGAUGUGGAGAGCAUCCAGGCGUCCCUGGAUACGGUCAUCAACCAGAGGGAAAGUGAAUUUGAAGAGGGUAAUUGGGAUAAAGCUAAAGUCGUGAAAGGGGUUCUUAAGGAAGCACAAAUUAGCCCUGGUGUUGAUAAGAUGAAAGAAGCUAUCAUAAAGGUAGUAAUUCGAAGUGCGGUAAAGAAUACCGCAAAGAAAAUUGGUACUGUCCUUUUCAUUGGUCUGGACAUCUACACCAUCUGCACAGACAGCAUCAGUUUGGCCAGCGGGAAACAGAGUGAAGCCUCAGAGUUCAUCAGAGCCAGGGCGGUCCUUCUGCGCUCAGAAGUGGACUGUUGGAAAAUAAUCCAUGACUCUGUGGGUACUGGCACGAAGCAAUUUGAGAGUAGGAAAGAUGUUCUUCAGAGCUCAUUCAGAAAUUAAUUAUAAUGCCCUCUCUUGCAUUUAUAUAUAAUUGUUGGGUCAACAGGGAUCCUAAAUCCUCUCACUCUAAAUCUCAUGAGAUUGAAACAUAUUCAAAAUAAAAAAAUAAGUGUUUUGUGUGCGUUCUGAUAUCGGUGUAUCCUGUGUUGCAACACAACACAUGAUGAGCCAGGAGCUGGUUCUGACUUGUUUCUUUCCUUGAAUCCAAGGUAGGACAUGUUUGAGUGCAAAACUACUUCAAAGUAGAGACCAACCUGUCUUUUCUUACAUUUAGCAUGUGUGAUUUGUAACUGUUGUCUUCCCUGAACAACCAUUGAUUAUUGCAGUUGCUCCUCAAUUAUGUUACCCAAUGAAUGUAAAUUCUGUACCUCCGAGUGCGGCACAAUGAAAGCCAAUAAAAUAAUGGAUACGAUUG